GGGGCCUAGUGUCACGUGACGUCGCGUUUACGGAAACGGGGCCUCGUAGUAAAUUUUCUCGCUCGCUCGCUCUCCUCGCUGUUUAUUCUCGUGAAACAAUAAGACGUUUACUCUUGAGGUGUUUUGUUGUUGUUGUCUUUGUGUAAGCUGCCGAUCUCCUGCCCGCGGCGUGUGCUCGCGGGGAUGGUUUGUAAGACGUGUGAGAAGAAGCUCGGAAAAGUGAUCUGCCCAGACACGUGGAAGGAUGGAGCACGAAAUACGACGGAGGGUGGUGGCCGGCAACUCAACGAGAAUAAGGCACUGACAUCCAAGCGGGCACGCUUCAGUCCCUACGGCAAAAACCGCUUCAGCAACUGCCGCAUUUGCAAGAGCUCCGUACACCAAGUGGGCUCCAACUACUGCCAGGGCUGUGCCUACAAGAAAGGAAUCUGUGCCAUGUGCGGCAAAAAGAUCUUGGACACCACCAACUACAAGCAGUCGUCAGUGUGAAGCUUGUGUCUCAAUGGGCUCCCACCAGAUCAGCAGAUACACCAAUACCACCACUGAUGCACCAACACAACCACACUAAAGCACCAAUACCACCACAAUGACACUUGCCAUAUCAAGGUUCAUCAUGCCUUUUUUGUUGACAUGGUGCAUUACAUGUAAGAUUGCCUUGCCUUGUGUAUAUCUGUAAGACUUAGGCUGUAGAUUUUGCUGUUCAUAAUUAGGAAUUAGUUUAGUUACUCAUCAAACACCAUCAGCACCAAAAAAAUCUUGUACCACCAAACAUGUUUAAUCGACAUACGUCGAUUAAAUAUCACGCAGCAGCACACACUGAACACCAUGAAUAACUAUCACACGCAACAUGCCACAAACAUAACACUACCAUCACUUUCCUAACAUUACAUAUUGCUACUUGCAAGAUAACCAUAACAACCUUGCAUUGUAUAGAAUUGCGCAGUUUUCAGACAGGGUUCACCAUCCCAAUGCUUCAAUUAAUUUUCUUGGUUUGGUUCAAGAUUAGACUGUGUUGUCUUGUUAUGGGAGACAGCGAUAUAAUAGUAAUACCUGUAUACAACUGUUGCUGUGUUUUUCUUUUUUGUUAAAUUCCAACAGAGGCAUCCAUCCAAGCUCUGACAUUAAAUUUCAAGAUCUAGCGAUGUCUUUUUACGUGCACAUGAAACCCAACGUCCAGUCUUAGACUAACCACAUUGUAUUAUACUUUGUGAUUAAACAUUUUGAAUGUACA
This is a messenger RNA of Petromyzon marinus (sea lamprey), 1231 nucleotides long. RefSeq names its product CXXC repeat containing interactor of PDZ3 domain (gene CRIPT). Gene Ontology annotation, biological process: cytoplasmic microtubule organization. The record is from RefSeq and is a predicted model, not a curated record. Gene Ontology annotation, molecular function: PDZ domain binding; microtubule binding. Gene Ontology annotation, cellular component: dendrite. Lineage: Eukaryota; Metazoa; Chordata; Hyperoartia; Petromyzontiformes; Petromyzontidae.